Rubroshorea leprosula is the source of this 1236-nucleotide messenger RNA. NCBI's taxonomy places the organism in Eukaryota, Viridiplantae, Streptophyta, Magnoliopsida, Malvales, Dipterocarpaceae. The record is from the annotation of a GenBank genome assembly.
GUUUUUCCUUACCUCUGCAAACCCAGAUCUGGGUUUUCUUUCUCCAACUUCAUCUUCUUCCUUUCCCUGCUCAUCCUUUUUCUUUCUUUUUCUUAUUCUUUCUCUCUCUCUCUCUUUUCCCUUCUUCUUCCUCUCUCAAACCCAGAUUUGGAUUCUCUCCUGCAACGUUACCGUUAUGAUCGCACCAAGCUCUUGGAGUUCCUGCUAUCCUCAGGUUUAGUCAAAGAAAUUCGUACGUCGUCUGGCCCCACUGCUUUUCUUUCUGACCUCCACGUCGACUCGAUUAGUGCCGAUUACAUCCUCCAACGCUUAAAAUCUGGUAAACACGAUCUCAUUCUGUUUGUUGCCUUCUUUUUGUUCUCAAGAAAACCAAAUGAAAAUCAAUUUAGCUAGACUUAAAGAACGAAGGAGUUUCUGGCUUUGUCAUCAUCGUCACCGAUCUCUACUAUCUCAUGACGGAGGCUCUGUCGAAGAAGAGGAGCUGGAAGAAGAAGAAAAGGACUCUUUUUCUGUUUCAUCUCAAGAUAACAACCCCAAUUCUGCCGGUUUCUCUUUGGAUUCUCUCCUCACUGGUGAACUCUCUAUUCCGGCUGAUGAUGUUGCCAGCCUUGAAUGGGUAUCUCAAUUUGUCGACGAUUCUCCGCCAGAAUUCCCCCCGUUGUGUUCGUCUAGUAAACAGAAGACCGACAGCCAUGCAAAACCCAAACAGAAACCUGUUUUGAUAAAACCACUGUGCUUUCUUUUACGAGCUCCGACCAAAGCAAGAACCAAACGGCCCAGAACCAGCAGCUGGGUCUAGUCAAUGUCGGUCCUCUUGACUAAUUCAUCGUUAAGUUAUGUUAUAAACAUGAGUAUGAGUAAUGAUCCUUUUCUUUUUAAUGUUUGCGUGUAUGGAGUGUUACAGUAUGAGUAAUAAUUUUCCUUUUUCUGGUUGCUGUGAAAUGAUGAAACGAUCUUUUUGAUCGGGUGUGGUGGUGAUCACGUAGAUCGAUGAGGAGGCACUGUUUUUGGCGACGUUUAGAGGGAGAUUGGACGGCUGGGAGUGGGUGUCGAAUGUGAGAAAAAUCCAGACCUGGGUUUGAGAAAGAAGAAGAAAGAAGAAAGAUGAGCAUGGAAAGUAAGGAGGAAGGUUGAUAGAGAUUGAGGAGGCAAAGCUGUUGAAGGAGGAAAGGAGGAAGAAGAUGAAGUUUUUUUUUUUUUUUCCUCGAGAAAACUAAAUGAAAAUCAAUUUAGCUG